This is a messenger RNA of Centruroides sculpturatus (bark scorpion), 3280 nucleotides long. RefSeq names its product kelch-like protein 26. NCBI's taxonomy places the organism in Eukaryota, Metazoa, Arthropoda, Arachnida, Scorpiones, Buthidae. The record is from RefSeq and is a predicted model, not a curated record. Gene Ontology annotation, molecular function: protein binding. The coding region runs from base 1022 to 2866 and encodes 614 amino acids. The transcript has 3 exons.
UUGGAUAUAUGUGACGUACACACACACACAAAACAAUGUGUGCUACAAACUUUUGACUGGCCUAUGUUGUAUAAGUGCUGAAUGACUCAGCAGGGCAGCCUUCAGAUUGGCACUAAUUUUAACUAUUAUGAUAAAUAAAACUUUGUUUUUAUAUUGGAACAUGGUGUAUACUGCUUAAAAUAUUUAAAUACUUCUCACCUGUUAACGUGUAAUAAACACGUUAUCACAUGUUUACAAAAAACCAGACAGCUCCGCUUUGCAUGUGCAUUCUCCCUGUAAUUGAGAUGUAUUAAAAUGCCAAUAUCUGAGAUUGCAACAUUAAAGCAACAACAUGAACUUCGGUGUUGUUGUUAGAGUUUAAUUAAUCCACAAAAUACGAUGUGGCUGCAUCCAAAACAGCUUCACCUUCUACAAGACAACAUUUCCUGUCGCCGAUAUAGUCUAGAAUUUGACAUAAAUUCAAUGAUUUGUUCUUCAUUUGGUCCUCGCAGUAGUUGUCACUGAUAGAAACUGAAUUGACUCAGGCACUGAACAAACACAUGGUCGGCUCCUUACGUGUUUCGGCAGCCAUCUUGGCUCAAAAACAGCGCCCUCUGUCGGAUUUGGCGCUUGCCAAUUAACUGAUGAAUGCAUGAGCAAAGUGUGGAAGAAGUUAUGGCUGAAUGUAUCCAAGAAUUCUCAACAAGAAGAGCCUAUCGCAGUAUCGAUUAGGUUGACCAAAUUGUCAACCUAAUCGAUACGGCAGGACUAGGAUAUUAUAGAUGAACAGGAUAUUGAGAAGUUACUGCAUGUUUCUGAUGAGAGCCUUACUAACAACGACCUUCAAGAACUGGCAGAAGGACUUCAUGUAGAACUGGAAAAUAGUGAUUCUGAAAACAAAGGAACCAAAGAAUUUCUCAACAGAUCUCCUUAGUAAAAGUUUGGUGUUGAACAAUGGAAACUUAUUGCUGAUAUGCUGAAAUAUAGUGAAAAUUAAUAAUGAAAGUGUCACCAUAUUGGGUUUACUUUUUAUCAUCUGCUUAUGAUUAUACUUAGAUAUAAAAAGAUGAGAGAGAUCAGAAGUGUUGUUUCAAGCACAUCUGCUUACAAUACAGUUCAUUUUGAAUCUCCUUCUCACAUGGGGACAUUAUUAAGUGGAUUAAAUGCUUUAAGAAGUAAAGGUUUAUUAUUAGAUGUCACUCUGAUUGCUGGAGGACAGUCAUUUCAUGCUCAUAGAGUGGUUUUAGCUUCUUGUAGUGAUUAUUUUCGUGCCAUGUUUACUGAUGCCAUGAAAGAAAGUCGCCAAAGCGAAAUUUGUCUGAAUGGAGUAACUGCAGAAGGGAUGCGCUAUCUUUUAGAAUAUGCAUAUACCUCACGAUUGGCCCUAAGUCUUGCUAAUAUACAAGAUGUAUUAUCUGCAGCUAAUCAUGUUCAGUUAUUAGCAGUUGUUGAGGCUUGUUCUUCCUAUCUUCAAGAACAACUGGAUUUGGAUAACUGUGUAGAUGUAGCAACUAUUGCUGAAAUGUAUUCAUUACAACAACUGAGAAAAGAAGUUUAUAGGUUUAUUUGUACUAAUUUACAGCAAUUUUCAAGGACUGCUGAGUUCCAACGUCUUUCAGUAAUUCAAUUGGAACAUGUACUUAAAUGUGAUUUUCCAGUUGAUUGUCCAGAAAGUGAAGUUUUAGAGACUGUUUUAAAAUGGAUAGAAUUUAGACCACAAGAAAGAAUUAAAUAUGCCCACCAAUUACUUUGCAAUAUUCAUUUCACAGAAAUUUCUUCUGCACAACUUGCCAAAUUUUCAGAAACAUCAAUCCUUAAGUGCCUUAUUUCUGGUUCUAGUAUUUGUGGAAGAUGCUGGCAAAUUCCAAAAACUUGUCAUUGGACAGAAAAUUGUGGUGCAUCUCUCAUUAACUCACGAGGAAUGGAACUUGCAUUAUUAAAAGUUGGAGGUUUUGGCAUAGCUGGUGUAACAAAUGAAAUUACAUAUUAUUUACCUAGCAUUGGAAAAUGGCGAUAUCUUACUUCUAUUCCUCAUGUUGAGCAAUGCAAUUUUGGCACAGCUGUUUUAAAUAAUGAAUUAUUUAUUGUGGGUGGGUGUUUUAAUCAAAGUUUGCAAGAAAAUGUUCAUCCUUUUGGCUUUCGCUAUAAUCCUCUUACCAAUUCUUGGUCUACCAUGGCACCAAUGCAAAAAGAACGUUGCAGAUUUUCUCUUACUGUAGUUGGCAACUAUCUGUUUGCUGUUGGAGGUGCAGGUGAAUCAACGGAUGAUGUUCUUGAUGAUAGUGUUCCAUGUGAAAAAUAUGAUCCAGAAUCAGAUAUUUGGAGUCCUGUUGAACCAUUACCUGGUUCUCGUGCACAGCAUGCCGGAAUUACAUGGCAGAGAUUUUUAUAUAUAUCAGGAGGACUAGAUCAAGAUUUAGUUUUAAAUUCAUUAAUGAGAUAUGACACUGAAAUGGAUAUUUGGGAAAUAAAAUGUCCCAUGAUGACUCCACGUGCUGAUCAUUCAAUGGUAUGUUAUAAAGAUAAACUUUAUGUGUGUGGUGGAUGGUAUGAAGAUGAAUCAACUGGUACAAGAGUAUUAGUGGAUACCAUUGAUUGUUAUAAUAUUACUCAAGAUAAUUGGAGUGUUGUAACAAGGGUUCCUACACCUCGUUACCAUGCUGGAAUUGUUGUGAUAGGUCAAUGGUUAUAUAUUGUUGGAGGUUUUCAUAGUGCAACCACUUUUGAUAGGGCAAGUGGCAUUGUAGAAUGUUAUAAUCUAGAAACAGGAUUAUGGACAAUAGGCGAUCAUUAUCCCCAAGAUAUAUGGGAACAUACAUGCUGUACUCUAUUUGUUCCUCGAUGUAGAGAUGACUUGGAAGUGAUACCUGAUAAAAAUUUCUUUUAAAUUUCACAUAUUGGACUGUUGCCAUAAGAUGUUCCUAGGAUUUUGCUUGUCAAAAUAUUAUUUGCCAAAAAUAAGAAUGAAUCAUAAUUGCAAUAUAUUUAAUUUUCUUUAAAAGAUUCAUACUCAGUGCUAAAAUUCACAUUGUUACAAUAGUAAUUUUUAAAAUUAAAUUACAGUGAACAAAUCAUUGUACAUUAUAUGUAAAUUUUUUAAUAGAAUAAAGCAGAAAAUAUUCUCAUGUAUUAUGAAAAAUAUUCACUCACUGGCAAAAAUUGAAUAUCAGUGCCUUGAUCAAUAUUACUUUUACUUUGUAAAAUUAUGUAAAACUUAUGUUGUAUAUAAAACUCAAUAUAAUAAUGUUUUAAUAUAGUUUGCUGUGAAUAAUAUGUAUAAGCAGUUAUGUUUUUGUUAAAU